AUGGCGGCGGCGGACAUUUUCGAUGCGCCUAAAAAACCGGCGACGGACAUGGACUCGUCAUUUUUGGCCGCCGCGCGACUCUGGGCCUCCACGGGCGGCAUCACCUUCCGCAGCUCGCGGCGCUCCGUCGACCUCGUGCACGCCGCCGGCGGCGCGCCGCCCUCCGCGAGUCGCGCCGCGGUCUCGACGUACCUGCAGCGCAUCCAGCGUCCCGGCCUCGUGCAGAACUUCGGCUGCCUGCUCGCGAUUCCCGGCGACGGGAAAAGCUUCGAUCUCGUCGCUUUCAGCGAGAAUGCCGGCCAGAUGAUCCUGAAUGAGUCUCCUCCGGCCCCGGCGGCGGCAGUGCCGUCGACGGCGGCCGGCGCGGGCGCCAGCGCCGCGGGCGCCAGCGCCGCGGACGCAGGAGCUGCGGACAUUGACGGAGCGGGAUCUGCGGCAGCAGCGGUGAUUGGACGGUCGCAGACGAUUCCGGAAGGGGCGGAGUUGGCGCCGACUGCGGAAGCUAUCCGGAGGGGGGAAGCGGGCGCUGCGGCGGGCGGAGCGGCGGCGGGCGGCGGCGAAAGGAGACGGCUGGUAAAAAUGGCGUCCGAAGGGAGCACACUUCUCAAACCGCUGAACUUUCUGGAGCGCAUCCGCUGGGCGAUCUUCCGCUCCAACAGCCGCGGCCGCGGCAAGGGCGCAAGGAGAUCCCGCCGCCUCUCCGCGAAUGCCGCCGGCCCCGUGUCCUCCGCGCCCGCAGCUGGCGGCGCGGCGGGGAGAGCAAGCAGUGACGCGAUUGGGGGGGAAGUGGGCGCGGGGAGAGACGGAAGCGGAGGCGGAGGGGCAGGCGGAGGCGGAAGGGGAGGCGGAGGCGCAGCGAGUGUGAGCGACAGCGCCAUUAUGGUGGGCCGCGGACUGGAGGAAGCUGCAGUUAGGACGCUGGGGGAAGGGGCGCGCGCUAAUGCGCAGGGGAAAGGGGCGCCUGCUAGUGCGCAGGGGGAAGCUAGUGCUGUACCGGGAGAGGCGGAAGAUGCUGUUGCUCCUCUUCCCCAGACGAAAAUAGCCUUGGGAAUGGACGUGCGGAGCCUAUUCACCCCAGAGAGCGUUGAGGCCCUUGAAAAGGCAGUGGCAGCAGACGACAUAGCGUCUAUGAACCCCGUGCUGCUGCAGUGCCGCCGCACCAACCGCCCCUUCUACGCCGUGCUCCACCGCACCUCCGCUGCUGCUGAUGUCGCUGACACUGCCAACACCAGUGGCACCAGCAGCACCAGCGGUAGCAGCAGCACCAUCCCUACCAGCCUCACCAGCAGCAGCAUCCUCACACUCCCUGGUACCGCCAGCCCAUCUUCUCCUGUCGCCACUCUUUCACCCGCCAUACCCGCUGUUGCGACCACCACCAGUGCCUCUACCGCCACCGCUGCCCCUAGCCCCGCCGCUGCUACCACCACCAACCCAGAAGGCAACCUCAUAAGCAUAGACCUCGAGCCCAUUACACCGCUCGACCCGGCUGUGGACGGGGCAGGCGCGCCUCUCACCCACCGGCUGGCUCUCUCGGCUGUGAAGAGGCUGCAGAAGGUGGCGCCGGGGAACAUCAGCGCGCUGUGCCGGGUGGUAGUGGAAGAGGCAUUUGGACUCCAACUCUCAGUGGAGCUGGAAAUCGCCGCCCAGCUCCACGAGAAGCAAAUCCUGCAGAUCCAGUCCCUUCUCUGCGACACGCUCCUGACCGACAACCCCAUCCGAGCGCUGGUCUCCUCCGCGCCCAACAUCAUGGACCUCCUGCCCUGCGACGGCGCAGCAGUCCUCUUCCGCGGGGAGCUCUCCCGCCUCGGCGUCUGCCCCUCAGAAGACAUGAUCAUCGAGCUCGUAAGGUGGUUGCAGAGGGAGCACUGUGGGUCCAGUGGGCUGAGUACCGAUAGCCUCAAGGCUGCCGGGUUCCCGUAUGCCGAUACGCUUGGAGUGGAUGUCUGCGGGAUGGUGGUUGUGUGCUUCUCGCCUGCUGACGAGCAGCAGCAGCAGCAGGAGCGGCAGGGGCAGGGGCAGCAGGGGCAGGGGCAGCAGGGGAGGGAGGCGGCGUCGCCGGUUCCCCCGUCCCCAUCCGGCAGCACCGCUAGUGGUGGUGGCGGUGGGUGGGGCGGUGCGAGUGGGAGUUUCAGCAAUGUGAGCGGCGUGACGGGGGACUACCUGUUCUGGUUCCGGUCGCACGUGGAGAAGUCGAUCAAGUGGAGCGGCGCGCGCCACGACUCGCGGGAUGCGGACGACGCCAGGCAGCGCCACCCCAGGGCGUCUUUCAAGGCGUUUCUGGAGGUGGUGAGACACACGGCGCUGCCGUGGGUGGACGUGGAGGUGGACGCCGUGCACAGCCUGCAGGACCUGCUGUGCAAGUCUGUGCGGCGCAAGGAGAGCAUGGGGCGACUGAUUUCCAUGGGCAAACAGGUGAAUGCAGGGGGGCGAGCUGGUGGGUUAGCUGGUAGGGCAGCUGAGAACUUGGGCCUUUUUGCAGCAGGGGACGAGCAUCCUCGUUCACCCCUUAUUAUUCCUUUCUGUCCCUUCGCAUCCCCCUUCACCGCUCUCCCCCUUCCCCAGAAUAACAGCGAGCUGGCAGUGGCAGCGGACGAGCUGGUCCGUCUGAUCGAGACAGCGUCUGCGCCGAUCCUGGCCGUUGAUCUGGAGGGCAACAUCACGGGGUGGAACGGCAAGGUGGCGGCCAUCACAGGGCUCUCCUUCUCCGACGCCAUCGGCCAAUCGCUGCUCGACACGUGUCUUGAUCCGUCCUGUGUGGACAAGACGAGGACCGCGUUUGAGCUCGCUCUGGCAGGGGAGGAGCAGCAGCAGCUGGAGCUGAAGUUGAAGCGGUGGGGGUCGGUUCCCAAGGGCAAGGGGCCUCCAACGCCUUUCGCCAUCCUGCAUGUGAACACGUUUGUGAGCCGGGACUCGGAGAAGAGCAUCGUCGGGGUGUGCUUCGUGGGACAGGACGUGACUGAGGAGACAGCUGUCAGGACGCGAUUCGUGCGCAUUCAGGGAGACUUCACCACCAUCAUCAACACACACAACUCCCUCAUGCCGCCCAUCUUCGCCACCAAUGCAUCUGGCUUCUGCACCGAGUGGAACCCAGCCAUGGAGAGCAUCACCGGUCUCAAGCGCUCCCAGGUGUUGGGCUGCAUGCUGCCAGGGAUCAUCUUUGGCCGCAUGUGCCAGCUGGCGGACGACGAUUCGCUCACGCGGCUGCUCAUCAUGCUCUCGCGGGCCAUGGCGGGGCAGGACACUGGUGGGGAGGAGAAAACACACUUUGCCUUCCGCAACGCCAAGGGUCGCAUGGUGGAGGUGCUACUGACGGUGCAGCAGCGGCAGGGCGGCGACGGGCGGGCAGCAGGGGCGUUUGGGUUCCUCCACGUGGCAAGCCCUGAGCUCAUGCAGGCCCUGGCCGUGCAACAGAAGGCAGAGGGGGCCAUGGCAGGGGCAGUGCACGGCAUGGUGCAUGCACGCUCCCUGCUGCACCGCUCCCUCCUCGACGCCUCCCCCUCCUCGCCCUCUGCUCACGCCGCCCCGUCUGCCGCCGCCCCAGGCGGCAAGGUUUGGCAGUUUGUGGAGGCGAUGGCGCGGUGCGACGCGCAGCUGAUGCGGCUGCUGCACACUCAGAUGGAUCCGCUGGGCGGCGGGGAGGGCAGUGGCGGUGGGAGUGAUGCUGCAGUGUUCUCCCACCCCAGCAUGCUACCAUUCACGCCCUCUGCGCCCUUCACCAUGGCCUCGCUCAUCAACACAGCCGUCUGCCAAGCCAUGCAGCAUGCCAUUCGCCGCUCCAUCGAUCUCACCUAUGACGCGUUGCCAGAUGUCGCGUCCACGCGCCUCGUGGGCAACCAGCUGCUGCUGCAGCAGGUGCUGGGCGGCAUCACUGUAGCGGCCGUCAAGUCCACCCCGUCGGGCGGCACCGUUCGUCUGCAGCUGGCGCCCAGCCCCAGCCGCAUGCUGGCCGUGGAGAUUGAGCUGAGAAUCAUCCAAUCAGGGCCGGGAAUCGACGACGCCAUAAUCCAGCACAUGUUCGGCCUUGCCUCGUGCCCUGAGGAUUCACCUGAGGCGUCGUACCAGGCGCAUGCGCUCGUCUCGUACCGCUCGCUGCUGCGCCAGAUGCAUGGAGACGUGCACUACCUGCGGCAGCCCAAUAAGUGCUACUUCCAGAUGCAUGGAGAUGUGCACUACCUGCGGCAGCCCAAUAAGUGCUACUUCCAGGUGUCACUAGAGCCACCGUGUGCUCCGCAUUCGUGGGUGGUGACUGGUGUGGUGAGGUGUAGUUUCAGACGAUACGAAAGCUUUCUCCUGCGCCAGACGCAUGGCGACGUGCACCACCUGCAGCAGCAGCACGAGUGCUACUUCCAGGUGUUGCUGGAGCUCCCGUGUGCUCCGUCCCUUAGGCUUCCCGCUCUGCACGCGGAGGUUCCCUUAGCGGGGCCAAGGCAGUAUCUCUCGCCGUUAUCGCAUUCGUUACAAUGCCGUCGCGAUGGUUGCGUUCCUGUCGCUGCUGCUGGUGCAGGACGCUUUGGUAAGGACCCAGCGACCGUUAGGGACACCGGCAGCAAGUUGACGGACAAGUUGACGGACUCCAUACUUGGCCGAGAGACGGAAAAAGUUCGCGAUUUGUUCAAUUUCGGACGGGAACUAGGAAGAGGUCAGUUCGGCGUGACUUACAUAUGCACGGAGAAACGCACCAGUCUACAGUACGCGUGUAAACUUAUAUCGAAGAAACAGCUUUUAACGAGCGACGACGUUGAAGACAUCAAGAGAGAAAUCGCCAUUCUACACCUCUUAUCGGAUCACCCGAAUGUGAUUAAUCUGAAAGGUGCUUAUGAAGACAAUUCUGCGGUGUAUUUAGUCAUGGAGCUCUGUACAGGCGGCGAGUUAUUCGAUCAUAUAAUAGCGAGAGGGCACUACAGCGAGCGCGCAGCAGCGGAAGUGGUCCGUGUGAUUGUAUCGGUGGUGAGGUAUUGCCAUGCCAACUACGUGAUUCACAGGGACUUAAAGCCCGAAAACUUUCUUGUAUCGAGCGAGGAGGAGGGCGCGCCUCUUAAAGCCGUCGACUUCGGUCUGUCCGCCUUCUAUAGGCCAGGCCACCCGCUGCACACAGUAGCGGGCAGCGCGUUCUACAUGGCGCCAGAGGUCAUCCGCGGGAGCUACGGGCCAGAAGCAGACCUGUGGAGCGCGGGGGUCGUGCUCUACAUCCUGCUCUCGGGAUCUCCGCCCUUUUGGGCAGAUUUUUUCUCAUUAACGCUCCCUGCAUUCAUCCUUUCCCCUCUUUCCCCCGAUUCCUUCUCCCACAACCGCACUCCCCUCCCCUCCUUCCCCCUCCUUCCCCCUCCUUCCCGCCUCCCCUCUCUCCGCUUCCCUCUCCCCCCCCAUCCCGUCCCCCCCUUCCCUCCCCGCAGAGACAAACGAGGGAUAUUUGAGGAGAUUCUGUGGGGCCACGUGGACCAAUCAGAGGAGCCGUGGCCGCAGGUUUCAAGCGAGGCGAAGGAGCUGGUGCUGAGUCUGCUGCAGCAGCAGCCCGAGAGACGGCCCACAGCAGCGCAACUCAUGGAGCAUCCGUGGGUGAGGGAGGGAGGUGUUGCAACAGACACGCCUUUGGCGCCGGCAGUCAUCACUCGAUUGAAGCGCUUUGCAGCCAUGAAUCGACUCAAGCGCCUCACACUCAAACUCAUGGCCUCGCACGUGACUGAUGCCGAGGCCAUGGGGUUGAGGGAGAUGUUUAAAGCCAUGGAUGGGGAUGGCAGUGGGACGAUUUCCUCGGCUGAGCUCAGGGAUGGGGUUGAGAGGCUCGGGGAUUCUGUGCCCAAGGAGCAGCUUCGGCAAAUGAUGGCAGCGGCUGACGUGGACAGCAGUGGCAGCAUUGACUAUAACGAGUUUCUGGCAGCAACCAUGCGCGUCAGCAGGGAGACCAGAGAGGCUCACCUGCAGCAGGCGUUUGCACACUUCGACACUGAUGGUAAUGGGUUCAUUACAGGGGAUGAGCUGCGCAGUGCACUGGAGAGGGAAGCUGGGAGCGCUGGGGUUGGGGAGGCGGAGAUGGAAAGAAUCUUUGCUGACGUGGACUCUGAUCAGAAUGGCAAAAUUGAUUUCUCAGAGUUUUGUGCCAUGAUGGAAGAAACGACAACCAAAAUCGAGCAAGCCGCUAAACUUAGAAGAGGAGCUCUAACCACCAACACAUCUGGUCAGCAUCCCCAAAAAUCUGAUAUCAAAUCUAAUGAUUCUGGUCGGCGAACCCAAAACUCUGGUCGGCGGUCAGCUAAGGGCAAGAAGCGAGCUCGUGGCAGCAAGUCCUGA
Molecule: messenger RNA, 6288 nt
Organism: Closterium sp. Yama58-4
Lineage: Eukaryota; Viridiplantae; Streptophyta; Zygnematophyceae; Desmidiales; Closteriaceae
Source: the annotation of a GenBank genome assembly